Carica papaya (papaya) is the source of this 3193-nucleotide messenger RNA. Its product is annotated as U-box domain-containing protein 44-like. Lineage: Eukaryota; Viridiplantae; Streptophyta; Magnoliopsida; Brassicales; Caricaceae. Gene Ontology annotation, molecular function: ubiquitin-protein transferase activity; protein binding. The record is from RefSeq and is a predicted model, not a curated record. Gene Ontology annotation, biological process: protein ubiquitination.
UUAAUUGCCAGUCUCUCUGCUCCUCCCUUCAGAACCAUACCGUCGCCAUCGGUUCAUGGCUCGCACUUAUUGAAUCUUCCCUCCAGAACGCUGACCACCUUCCGGAUCUACGCAAGAAAACCGCCGACCUCGCCCUUGACAUGAAGCAAGCUCUCUUCAAUGUUACAAAGAACGAAGAGCGAGUACAGUGCACACUGCAAAAGGAAGGGCAGGGGAGGCCGAGCACAAAAGCAGUGCAGAGCGCGAUAAUAAUGGAUUUGGCACGGGCCUUAGGAAUUGAUUCCGAUGAUCACGCGGAGCUUUCCGAGCAGGUCAAGCUUCUAAAGAACGACUUGGCGCGUUCCAGCUCGGUGACCGAGCGGCGGAUCCUUGUAUCGCUGGAGAGGAUCCUAGGCAACUGGUCCGUUUCACCUGACUCGGUGAGACCAAAAAUGGAUGUGGAUUUCGAGGAGGAGGCCAACAUUCUGCCAUUUAAGAACUUCCUUUGCCCUCUGACGAAGGAAGUGAUGAAGGAACCGGUGGUUUUGGAGUCGUCGCAGACGUACGAGCGGACAGCGAUUGAGUAUUGGUUCCGCCGAUGUCUAGAGGACGGGCGGGACCCUACGUGUCCAGUGACAGGGCAGGUGUUGAAGUCCCUGGAGCUAAAGCCAAAUAUCGGUUUGGCAGGUGCUAUAGAGGAGUGGAUUAAUAGGAACGUCGACAUACAGGUCAAGUUGGCGGUGAAGCAUCUUAGCCAGGAAUCUCUUGAUGUGGAUUGUAUUGAAAGGGUGUUGGAUGACGUGUAUAGGAUUUCGGAGGAGUAUCAUUGGAACCGAUAUAGAGUGAGGAAUGCUGGGGUUGUUGUGCUUAUUAUGGAACUAUUGAAGAAUUCCUCCAAGAAUAUUGGGUCUCUCUUGAGAAGCAAAGCUCUCAUGACUUUCCUUAGCAUGGCCAAGGAUGAAGAAAGCAAGAAGAUAAUGCUCGGGGAGGGUAUCACUAGAUUAGCCAUACAUGGUCUUAUUGGAAGCUAUGAGAAAGAGAGAGAGUAUGCUGUGAAGUUAAUACUUGAGUUCUCUAGUGAUGAAGCUUACUGCAUAAAACUUGCAUCAGAAAAAGGGGCAUUGGUUCUUCUCUCAAGCAUGGCCGGGGAUGUGGAGCAUCCUUCUUUAUCAAAUUUAGCUGAGGAGGUCUUAAAGCAGUUGGGGAGAGUGGAGGCAAAUGUUCAGCAUCUAGUCAGCGGGAAGAUUGAACCCCUGCUUAGCAGGUUACAUGAAGGUUCUGAUGAUGUUAAGAUGGAGAUGGCAUCCAUCAUAGGAAGACUGACCCUGACAAAUAGCAGCAAGGAACAGAUUGCAAGGCAAAGUGCUAGGGUGCUAAUUGAGUUGCUUGCUAAACCAGAGGGAAGAGCACCAAGCUUACAAGCCUUGUUUAACCUGUCUAGUUUGGAUGACAAUGCAACUAUCCUUGUCAAUUGUGCUGUGCUUCCAGCUCUUACAGACAUUCUUUUUGAAAACCAAGAUUAUUCUCUAGAGUGGACGGAAUUGGCAGCAUCAACCAUGGCAAACAUUGUAUCAAAUCCAGGGCACUGGGAAUUAGCAUCUGCUGACAAAAAAGGGCAGUCUAUGCAAUCAGAAUCCAUGGUCUUGAGCCUUUUAAGACUUCUAUCUGUUGUAUCCCCUCAAUGCCAGGUUUCAAUUCUCCAUAUUCUGCACGGAAUUGCCUCUUCUCCCCAAGCAGCAGGUUCAGUAGCGACUCAUCUAAAAUCUGGGGAUGGCAUCAAAAUCAUUAUACCAUUUCUUGAACAUCCAGAAGUUGAGCACAGAAUUUAUGCUUUUAAGCUGACAAGAAUAUUCUCAGGGAUAUUUGGCCAAGAUUUAGCUAAUGAGUUGAAAUGGUCCAAUAGGCUUUCUAUUUUCAAAGACAAGCUCUUAGAUGAUCAAUCACCAGAUGAUGAGAGAUCAGAUGCUGCAUGCAUACUUGCCAACAUUCCCCUAAGAGAAGAUGAAGUAAAAGAACUCCUAGGACCUAGCUUUUUGACAUGGAUUGUUGCCAGUCUCAAGAACCAGCGCCAUAGCUCUAAUGGGAGAACUUUUCGACCAGCAUCAAGCAUGGUAGAGGGGCUUCUUGGCCUCUUACUUCACUUUACAAGGACCCUUGACCCACAAAUUGUUAGUAUGGCCAAAGAGCAUUGCCUUAUGACCAUCUUCCAUGAGCAGCUCAUCUUUCCUUCAAAUUCAAGAGUGAAAAGACUAGCUGCUAUUGGAUUGAAGAAUUUGUCAGAAGCUGGAAGGUCAUUCGCUUCUAGGGACUUAGAACCACCAGUCCCCAAGGGGCUCUGCACGUCACUGGGUUUUAUUUGCGGGAGCAGUUCUACAAAACCUUCAAUGUGUCCUAUACACAAUGCCCGAUGCAAAGAUGACUAUCAGCUGUGCUUGCUAAAGACUAAUUGUGUUAAACCUCUUGUAAAUCUUCUCAACGACCAGGAUGCCAAUGUCCAAAUUGCUGCAGUAGAGGCACUAUCAACUCUAUUACGGGACACCUCUAGUACUGGCCUUAAAAGAGCUGCUGAUGAGCUUGAGAAACUCGGUGUCGUAAGUGCUCUAAUUAAUCUUUUCAUUGAAGUUCGUCCUGGGGAGCUCCAGGAGAAGACACUUUGGAUGAUAGAGAGGAUGUUAAGAGUCGAAGGCCUCAGCCAUCAGUAUUCUCUCAAUCAGUCUCUAGUUAGAGCUUUGGUGGAAGCCUUCAAGCACGGGAAUACCAAUGCAAGGAGGCAUGCUCAAGAUGCUCUUACCAACCUAAAGCAAAUAUCAGGAGUUAGUGGUCAACACACUAGUCAAGCUCGAGAACGAAGGUAGGUAGUGAUGGGAAAUGAUUCUGUCAUACUUCUUGUGUUUAUACUGUAAGCUAUUUAUUUUGUAUAGUAUUUAAAAAUCACCCAAUUUUACACACAUUAGAGGGAAGAAAUAAGCUGAUUUGUUGUGCAUUAUUGUCAAGUAAGAUUCGUAUAGAAAUUCAUAUUCUUUUGGGGGACAGUUUUAAGAGGAUGUCGUUUGCUAAUUCAUACAUUUUUUGUAGUUGUUCCUCAGUUAGAAUAGUUGACACUUAAAAAGCAUCCCAAAUUUGGCUUCCUUGUGAGAAAUACCUCCUUUUCAAUGUAAAGUGAUUGCCUCCUCUGGUGUCACACUUAAUGAAGUGGAAAAGAGUAGUUGCAUAA